Molecule: messenger RNA, 1999 nt
Organism: Lycium ferocissimum
Lineage: Eukaryota; Viridiplantae; Streptophyta; Magnoliopsida; Solanales; Solanaceae
Product: heat shock factor protein HSF8-like
Exons: 2
Coding region: 287-1828 (513 amino acids)
Biological process (GO): regulation of transcription by RNA polymerase II
Cellular component (GO): nucleus
Molecular function (GO): DNA-binding transcription factor activity; RNA polymerase II cis-regulatory region sequence-specific DNA binding
Source: RefSeq, a predicted model, not a curated record
UCCACCGGUCCAUUUUAUCCUCUUUCUCUCUCUAAAAAUUCACUCAUUCGCACACACUCCUAUCCCUUUCUCUCUCUAAAAAAAUUAGGGUUUUUUUUUCUUUUUCUUUCCGACCUCCGUUAAUGGCUAACAUUUCCAAACCCUAAUUAACCCCCCUUUCCGUACAAAUUGCACAUAUUCAAUUCAUAUAUAACAUUAUUUACACAUAUCAAUUUCAUAUGUAUAUGUGGUGUAUUUAUUGUCGGCGUUUGAUUUGAUCCGACCCGACCCGAAUAGUUAUCGUUGAAUGGAGUCGAAUAAGGAUGAGGGAGCUGCGGCUAAGACGUCGGCUCCGGGGCCGGCGCCGAUGGGGAGUGGGAAUGCGCCGCCGCCGUUUUUAGUGAAGACGUAUGAUAUGGUGGAUGAUGAGAGUAGUGAUAAGAUAGUGUCGUGGAGUUCGACGAAUAAUAGCUUUGUGGUUUGGGAUCCACCGGAGUUUGCUAGGGACUUACUUCCCAAGUAUUUUAAGCAUAAUAACUUCUCCAGCUUUGUCAGGCAGUUGAAUACUUAUGGUUUUAGAAAGGUUGAUCCAGACCGCUGGGAAUUUGCUAACGAGGGAUUCUUAAGAGGUCAGAAGCACCUGCUUAAAAGUAUAAGUCGACGUAAACCUGCUCAUGGACAUACUCAACAGCAGCAGCAGCAGCCACCUGGACAGAGUGCGUCUGUUGGGGCUUGUGUCGAGGUUGGAAAAUUUGGGCUUGAAGAGGAGGUUGAGAGGCUGAAAAGGGACAAGAACGUGCUUAUGCAAGAGCUGGUUAGGCUCAGACAACAACAGCAAACCACCGACAAUCAGUUGCAAGGGAUGGUGCAGCGCCUUCAGGGUAUGGAGCAGCGACAACAACAAAUGAUGUCUUUCCUGGCAAAAGCUGUUAACAGCCCUGGAUUCUUGGCACAGUUUGUACAGCAGCAAAAUGAGAGUAAUAGGCGCGUAGCUGAAGGCAGCAAGAAAAGGAGGAUAAAACAAGACACUGAAUCACAGGAUCACUCCGUUACCCCUGCGGAUGGACAGAUUGUGAAGUACCAACCUGUGAUGAAUGAGGCAGCAAAGGCAAUGCUCAGGGAGCUUUCAAAACUAGAUUCUUCUCCUAGAUUAGAGAACUUCAGCAACAGUCCUGAAAGUUUCCUGAUUGGUGACGGUUCACCACAAUCUAAUGAAUCUUCCGCUCAUCUUUCAGGAGUCACUCUUCAGGAAGUCGCACCAACUUCUGGCCAGCCCUUGCUGAAUACAGCUUCAGCAAUUACUGGUCAAAGUUUGUCACCUGCCAUUUCUGAGAUCCAGUCAUCUUGUCUUGGCGCAUCUUCUGAAAUCGCCAAUAAUCAAUUCCCAGACUUAAGCUCGUUGGUAGGAGCUCAAGAUUUGCCUCCUGGUUCACUUUCUGCAUCAGAUAUAAUUAUGCCCGAGCUGUCACAGUUGCAGGAAAUUUUGCCCGAAAACAAUAUAGAUAUUAUUGGAUCUGAGAUGGAGCAUGAUUCUUUCAUGGAUGCCUCAGUUGGAGUGAAUGGAAAAAUGCCACUAGACAUUGAUAGUUUCUCUCCUGAUCCUCAUAUCGAGUGGCAGACUGGUUUGCUGGACGAUAUACAAGAGCUUCCUAGUGUCGGUGACCCCUUUUGGGAGAAGUUCCUACAAAGCCCUUCCCCUGGAGAGACAGACGAGAUGGACCCCGCUGCGAUGGAUGAUAUUUCCAAGACAAGUGAAACCAAGCCACAAGAAAACGGAUGGGACAAAACUCAGAACAUGGAACAGCUUACUGAACAAAUGGGGUUACUAACAUCAAACAAAAAGGUAUGAUCUGAUCGCCAAAUGAAAUGUAUACGAGGUAUAUUUGUUAAUUAUGGUAGUUUCUUGACUCUAGUGGGGGUUACAUUUGGGGACCUUUUAGCUUCUAGUUUCCCCAUAGUUAUGUCUGGUUCAACUUCUCCUCUCUUGUUCCUGAAUGAAACUGAAUGUAUCUACCGUUUU